ACAUGCGCACUCUCUCGCGGACGGAAGGGGGCGCUCCUGGACCAUGAUCCCCACCCCGCGGCACCCGCACGUGGGCGCGCGCGGGCCCUUCCGCGAGGUGUACGCGCCGGCCGAGGACACCUACCUGCUGCUGGACGCGCUGGAGCAGGACGCGGCCCAGCUCCGAGACGCGGGAGUUGAGAUCUCCCUUGAAGUAGGAGCUGGAUCAGGUGUGGUUUCAACAUUUCUGGCUUCCAUUGUUGGACCUAGUUCAUUGUACAUAUGUACAGAUAUCAACCCUAUAGCAGCUUCUUGUACCUUGGAGACAGCUGUACUUAACAAAGUUCACAUUCACCCAGUAAUUACUGACUUGGUCACAGGAUUGUUACCGAGAUUAAAUGGGAAGGUUGAUCUACUACUGUUUAAUCCACCGUAUGUGGUAACCCCUUCUGAAGAGGUAGAAAGCCAUGGCAUAGAGGCAGCCUGGGCUGGAGGCAAAAAUGGCAGAGAAGUAAUGGAUAGACUUUUUCCUUUAGUGCCAGACCUGCUUUCAACAGGAGGAUUAUUCUAUUUAGUUGCAAUUAAAGAGAACAACCCAGAUGAAAUUUUGGAAACAAUGAAGAAAUAUGGUUUAAGAGGUACUAGAGUACUUUCUAGACAAGCAGGAAGAGAAACUCUCUCAAUUCUCAAAUUCAGCAAGUCCUGACGACUGCUCUUAAAUCUUUAAACAUCUUCAGCAAUGGAAGUUAAACAUGAAUGGUGUUACAAUGGUCAGGCUAUUUUGUGAUGAUAAACUAUAACUCAACAGAUUUUGAAAAAAAAAAUUAUCCUGUCUCCUGACCUUUACAGGAAAAUUAGCAAAACUUUCCUUGUUGUUCCCUUAACCUGGCCGUCAACCCACUGUGAUCUGUAAUCAGUGAGGGGGCAGUUGUUUCUGGACUUGGUUUUCUAUGUAGCAUAGUGGAACAGUAGCUGAAAUGUAAACUUUAAAAUGGGGAAAUUCAUUGGUAUGUAUUUUGUUUUAUAACUGGAAUAUUUUUGUGAUCAUACUUGUUAACCUUUGUCGUUCAUUAUGGGGUUCUCAAAACAGUGUUCUUGCUUUAGUACUUUGUCUUAUGGUACUUAUUCUGUACAGAUAUCUAGUUUAAAUUAGUAUUUAAGAAGCCACUGAUCUUGAGGUUAAUGGCCUCAGUCUUAUAUUUUGCACUUGUUGCAGAAUCACCAAAAGCCUAGUGCAUAGAAACUAAUUUUGCUGACAUAGUCGGAAAACUCUUGAUCUUAUCUUGCUACUGUAUUAUUGCUAUGAAUAUUCCAACGGAUGUACCCAAUAUGGAGUUCUGCUAUAUGUCAUCCAGGGUCUUUAAGCUAAAUGCUAUGGUGGGUUAAUAAACAAUGUAAAACAUUCAGUUCAA
Mauremys reevesii (Reeves's turtle) is the source of this 1391-nucleotide messenger RNA. It is a transcript of the gene HEMK2, whose product is annotated as N-6 adenine-specific DNA methyltransferase 1. The transcript has 6 exons. The coding region runs from base 44 to 685 and encodes 213 amino acids. Gene Ontology annotation, molecular function: nucleic acid binding; protein methyltransferase activity; S-adenosylmethionine-dependent methyltransferase activity. Gene Ontology annotation, biological process: methylation. The record is from RefSeq and is a predicted model, not a curated record. Gene Ontology annotation, cellular component: eRF1 methyltransferase complex. Lineage: Eukaryota; Metazoa; Chordata; Testudines; Geoemydidae.